CUUCGUCGUUUCUACAGUCACCGUUACUUACAAACAUGAAAACCGCUUUCUUCGCCGUUCUCUCCCUUGUCGCGACCGCUUCUGCAUUCGCUCCCCAGCCGAGCUUUGGCGCACGGUCUAUGACCCACCUUUUCUCAGGUGGCAAGUACGAAGGCCAGCUAUUCGACAACGACGCCAAGAAGGACGUCUACGCCGCGUGGGACCCCAGCCAACCCCGUUCUCCUCUGAAUUUCAACCCUUUCGAAACAUGGGAAGGCAAUAGCCCCGAUGCUUCUGGAUUUUAUCCUGGCGAGGGUGGCUACAAAGACCCUAUCCGCGGAGAUGUUAGCUUCCAGAAGAUGAUGGACGAACGUGCCGAAUCCGAGCAACGCGCCGCUAAUCCCAAGCCGGGUGAUGUUCCUGGAGCACCGGGAUGCCGCAACUAAGUAGCUUGUAAGCUACCAGGAACACAUCAGUCCCCUACGCAAAGCUAUAGUUUUUAAAGCCGACGUCAUUCUUUCCAGAUUGAUAUAGCCAAACGAAAGGCGUUGUUUUA
Phaeodactylum tricornutum CCAP 1055/1 is the source of this 535-nucleotide messenger RNA. RefSeq lists its product with no specific name. The record is from RefSeq and is a predicted model, not a curated record. Bases 36 to 425 code for a protein of 129 amino acids. The transcript has 2 exons. NCBI's taxonomy places the organism in Eukaryota, Bacillariophyta, Bacillariophyceae, Surirellales, Neidiaceae.